UAACACUCUAACGUGUUGAUCUGCCACUCUAAACUGUUAGCCCUCGAGGAUAAACUUUUAAAGAAGUGCGGAGAAAACAAAUUUACAUUUAAGCGCAGAACUGCGGAACAGAAGUUCCUAGAAGAACAUUACACAGCCUAACAUGAGCCCAGAUGUAAUGGCAGAUCAUAAUUCCCACAACAUCUCUUCUAUAAUCAGCACUACAGCAGUAACACAAAAACAAGGAUAUCCAGCUGAAUGUUUAAAAAAUGAUGACAGUCUCCGGGUCACGCUAGCUGUCUUCUACACAAUCUUCUUCGUGCUUGGCUUAGCUGGCAACCUGCUAGCCCUCUGGGUGUUCCUGUGGCUCCACUCUAAGAAGAAUUCAGUGCGUAUUUUCCUGAUUAACCUGGCUAUUGCAGAUUUGGUCCUCAUGAUCUGUCUGCCCUUCCGUGUGGCCUUCCAUGCCAAUCAUAACCAAUGGAACUUACAUCCUCUGAUCUGCAAGAUAGUGGGCAAUGUUUUCUACAUGAACAUGUACAUAAGCAUUAUUCUCCUGGGGCUUAUUAGUAUAGAUCGCUAUGUGAAGCUGCAGAGAGCCUCGAGCAGGCAGAAGUUCCUCAACAGUAAGCAGAGCACUAUGACAUGUUGCCUCCUUUGGGUAACUGCUGCUGUCUUCAUAAUACCACUGAUUGUUGUGAAGGAAAACUCAACAGCACCCAAAACGUGUUUCCAGUACAAAGCUCUUCACAAUGUCAAAUGGAAGGCCUACGCAAACAUUGUUGUUGUGAUUGUUUUCUGGGUGGUCUAUGGUACUCUGGUAACCUCAUAUGCAAAGAUAGCAAUGGGCCUGCUUCAGAUCUCUAAGAAGAAACCAGACUUUCCUAAUGCAGCCAAGUACAGCAGAACAGCUUGGAAGUCAUUCUUUGUCCUCUUUCUCUUCACUGUGUGCUUUGUACCCUACCACUUGUCGAGAAUCUUCUACGUCUACUCACAGAUCACGACUGCUUCGUGUCUGUGGAUAGAGAUCGUGGACAAGAUCAACGAGUUAUCUUUGCUGCUUUCUGCACUCAACAGCUGCCUGGAUCCGAUCAUGUACUUUGUGUUGUGUGGCUCAGUGCGAAGGACAGUAUUGCAGGUGUUGAACAAAUACUUCUGCCUUAGUGCUUCUGCAGGCUCCAGCAGCACCAGCUAUGAGAUUGGAAGAAACCAAAGGGAGCAGGCAAUACAAAGCGACACCAGCACAGUGUGAACAAAGACUGCCAUUCAUUAUCCAACUACAUGGCUGACCCGGGACAGUGGCUAUUCCACUGGUUCUUUUAUUAACCAGUUGAAUUGUGCUGUUACUGUCCUAAAUAAGCAUCAUUCAACAUACUUGGAAAACUGAGGCAUAAUAAUAUGUAGGAAUGUAUGUAUAUAGUGUAUAUUUUAUGUAAAGAAACAAAACUACCAAUAUUUUUUAUAUUUUUCUGGCUAACAAGCCUGUUUUUCUCUCUAACUCAAGUUAGAAUAAAAUAUAACC
Molecule: messenger RNA, 1501 nt
Organism: Clarias gariepinus (North African catfish)
Lineage: Eukaryota; Metazoa; Chordata; Actinopteri; Siluriformes; Clariidae
Gene: gpr34b
Product: G protein-coupled receptor 34b
Exons: 2
Coding region: 143-1231 (362 amino acids)
Biological process (GO): G protein-coupled receptor signaling pathway
Cellular component (GO): membrane
Molecular function (GO): G protein-coupled purinergic nucleotide receptor activity
Source: RefSeq, a predicted model, not a curated record